UUUAUAUUUUUUUCAAUUAUUUUACUGAAACUUACAUACAUAUUAAUGAAUAAAAAUAAAUAAAAUUCAUAGUAGAAUAUAAAGUCAAGCUAAAAUUAAAAGCGAACCUAACCUGUACAAUCGAAUUCAAAGAAUGCUGUACAAGGUCGUUCAGCUUCCCCAAAUACCAUUAUUGGUGCAAGAAAUUCAUUGUCAAGAAAUUAAAACAAUAGUAGUAUUGGAAAUAAUAGAGAUUAAAUUGCAAGUGAAGGUUCGAGUUCUUUAAAUCAAAAAGGACUCCGUCCUACUUAAGCUCAAUAAAAGACAAGUUAAUAAGUUUAGCAAUAGAAUUAGUAAUCAUAAAGUUAACAAUAGUCAAUGAAGAAUGAAUCUACUGGUUAAAUGCAGCACUUUUAGGGUGUUGCAUAAGGUUUAUAUUCAGAAGAAUAUCCUUUUGAUUAAAUAAAUAAUUUGAUACACGAGUAUCUGCUAAAGAACAACUUAAUUAAAACACUUGAUACAUUUUAAGAUGAGUUAACUUAACCACUAUAGCCUUACGAUUAGAGUAAAGGAUAUGAAUUUCAGCUUAUGGAACAUUUUAAGAAAGGAGAGAGAGAGUUGUUUUUUAAAAAAUGGAAUAGAUUUUUGCCACUUAGUAUUUUAAUAGGUGAUGAAAAGGUUACAAAGUUAGAAUUUUACUUGCAGAUUUACUUCUUUAUCUUUCCAAUCCAUCCUUUUUUUAAUAAGAGAGCAGGAUAGAUCAAUGCAGAAAGCAUAAAUAGCUUCAAAGAGUACUUAGAUAACAGAGGAGCUGCUCUUGCAAAAACGAAUGAAUUUUUAUAAUAUUAUGCCUUACCAUACAUUCCAAGGCCUCAAGAGCAUCAGGCUUUAUAGCACCUUUUUACAGAAAACUGGAUAUAGAGUUUAAGACUUUAGUUAAAUCAAUUCUUAGCCUCUCUCUAUGAUAAUUAACCACUGCCACUCUUAUUUUACAUAUAUUAAAGCUAUUGGUCAAAUAUUAGUAACGCUACCAAUAAUGAAGGUAAUAAGAAUUUUGGAAGUGCAAAUACUUUUGCAUAAUUGUAGCAGCAAAAUUAGAUAAAUGCAAAUGGCUAAUUUCAGAAUAUUGCCAUGCAAAAAGCAUAAGAGUAGAUUGUUAUAAAUAAUAAUAACAGCAGUAGCGAUUACAUUGAUUAAUCAGCAUAUUUGAGAGGACAAGGAGCAGGAAAUGAAGCUAAUUUGAGUGCUCUCUAAAACGAAAAUAGGGAACUUGUCAAUGUAGUCAAGCAGUUUAAUGAAAAGUAUUUAAUGUUACAAAACUAAAAUAGGAUAGUAUCAGAAUAAAACAAAUAAAUUAUUAUUGAGAGUCAUCAAAAGUGGAUUGCCACAGCAAAUGAAUUAGUUUUAAUAUCUAAAAACUUGAAAGCCAUGAUUGAUGGAAAUACAAUGAAAGGUAUUCCGUUUAAUUAAGAAGUGCUAAAUGCAUUGUAAACUAGGAUAGAUAAAUUUGAAAGCUUUUUGAACACAAAUAUUGAAGACCUUAUUUCAUAAAGCUAGGACAUAUCGCUGUUUGAUAAAUAAAGUUUUUUAAAUGAUCCUGACAAUGGCACAAAUUCAGACUUUUUAGUUAGCCCAGGUCCUUUAAAUUUAAUAGGAGGCUAAAAUUUCUAAUUUUAGGCGAUUGUUCACGAUCCUCUAAAAUAUGAGAACCCUUAUUGUGCUUUAGACUUUUAGAAGAUUAAAAAUUUAAUAAUAAGACAAGAGGAUCCAAUAUUAUGCUGUGCUGUCCUCUAAGCUCUAAGAUGGAGAGUCUCAAAAGCAAGAGGAGCUUAUGUAAGAAGAGAAAUAGUUGUUACUUAUGCAACUUUUAAUCUGAUAGGAUGUGAUAAUCCUGAAGAUUAAAUAUUAUAAAAAGCCUUAUUUUAAAAAGAUUAAAGAAUUCAAGAAUUUGCUUUGAGAUUGGUAAAUGCAAUGGCGUCUGAUUUUUAUGGUAGAACAUAUCUGAUAAAAUCAGAUAAUUUGGCAAUAAUUCUUAUAGAUAUUUUAAGAAGCGAGAAAGAAGACAGUUUUACCAGAAGGAAUGCUCUAGGUGCUCUAUAAAAGCUUUCUCUCAGAAGAAAGCCUUAAAUUGUUAUGAUUAACAAUAAUUUAAUUUAAUGGAUUGUUAAAACUUUAAGAGAUGAAAAAGACACUCUUUCUGAAUAUUCUUAUGAAUAUGCCACUGCAUUAUUUAUGAAUCUCUCAUUAAGAAGUAGCGGUAAAUUGAAAUGUGAAGAUCCUAAAGAGGGUGUUUUAAAUGUAUUAAAUGAUUUACUUGAGCAUGAAAAUAUGCAGGUUAGAACAUUUGUUAAUGGUACUCUAUAUUCUCUUCUCGGUAGACAAUCUUUAAGAGAACAAGCACGUGCAAUGGGUAUGAAUGAAAUACUUACAUUGCUUAUGGAAAGUAGUGAUGAAAGAUUUACCAAGUAAAUCUAAUAUAUCAUGGAUUAGUUAAACAAAGAAAAACCUGAUGAUGAUGCACUAAGUGAUUCAAAUGAAGAAGAUAACGAUGUUGAUGACAUAGAUGAUGAAGAAGAAAUCGGAGAAGAUGAGUAAGCAGAUGAUUUCAUAGAAAAUUCUAAUAAUGUACCUUUGGGAGAGGAUCUGCUUGUCAAUAACUAUAAGUUGGAAGGAGCUGAAGCUAUAAAAUAAUAAAACAUCACAAAGAGAAUUAUUUAAGAAUCCCAUAAUCAAAGGAUGCUUUCUUCUGCAAAUAUUAAUGUUCAUUAAAGUUAUGCAGGCUAUUAAAGAGGGAUAACAGAUAUCCCUUUCAAUAGACCAGCUACGCCAUCUAUGUCCACAAGCUAUAUUAGUCACACACAGAAAACAAGCUAAAAUUAUAGAUCUCAGCCAAGCUAGCAGCAACAAAGAAACACAACAGCAAAUAAAAAUAUAAAAGCCGCUAUAUCGCAAAGCGUUUCUAAAGAUGCAAGUUAAAAAAGCAUAAUAGAAUAGUAAUAAGGGUUUAUAAACCAUUAAAAUAAUAACUAAGAGAUUAUUCAAUAAAAUGAGCAACCAUAAGAAGAGGAGAGAAAUAUUCCGUCUGAAAUGAGAUCCAGACCAAAAAUUUUAAGAACCCCAGCAGGAGGAGAAAGAUAGAGAAUAGAAUAGUUAUAAAAAUAAUACGAAUAAUAGCAGCACUAAACUUUUGUAGAAUAAGCACAUACAUACAAAGAUGUUAAAAAGGAUAAUAAAUAAAAACCUCCAACAGGUAAAUAAUCCCCAGAAAAAUCUUAGUCUCCUCCAACUAAGGAAUAACAGAAGUAGCAAUAGCAGUAAGAUUAGUAAAUAGAGUAGGAGUAAAGCGAACCAUAAAUUGAGUAGCAAUAGUAGUAAUAAGGAGAAGUGGUAUAAGAUGAAUUUAAGUAGGCGUUUGAAUCGAAGCCCAGAAUACCUAGAACGCCUCCAGGUCUAUUAAAAUGA
This is a messenger RNA of Tetrahymena thermophila SB210, 3441 nucleotides long. RefSeq lists its product as hypothetical. The transcript has 10 exons. Gene Ontology annotation, molecular function: protein binding. Lineage: Eukaryota; Ciliophora; Oligohymenophorea; Hymenostomatida; Tetrahymenidae. The record is from RefSeq and is a predicted model, not a curated record. Gene Ontology annotation, biological process: cilium assembly. Gene Ontology annotation, cellular component: ciliary tip; ciliary basal body; centriole.